Molecule: messenger RNA, 1443 nt
Organism: Aspergillus ibericus CBS 121593
Lineage: Eukaryota; Fungi; Ascomycota; Eurotiomycetes; Eurotiales; Aspergillaceae
Product: dioxygenase
Exons: 3
Coding region: 132-1346 (404 amino acids)
Biological process (GO): N-acylethanolamine metabolic process; N-acylphosphatidylethanolamine metabolic process
Cellular component (GO): cytoplasm; membrane-bounded organelle
Molecular function (GO): zinc ion binding; N-acylphosphatidylethanolamine-specific phospholipase D activity
Source: RefSeq, a predicted model, not a curated record
CUCUGGACUACUUCUGUUCUAGACUUUCCCAACCGGCUGCUAUCCGUACUAUGCGGAGAAGCGUCCCACUGUUAUCGUUGCUCAAGCGCCCACGGCCUGUAGUUACAACUGCACCCCCAAAGUUCGCCAGAAUGAGUUCCGCAUCUCAAUAUACCUUAACCUUGAGUCCGCCGACCUUAUCAAGAACAGCGCCAGAGAGCGCAAGUGACAAGAACCACUGGGUUCGAGAUGCAACCGGAAACGCCAAAAGCUUUGUGAAUCCAUGGCCGAGUUCGAAGGACUUUACCUUUCCUGAAAUAUUCAGGGAUAUGAUUCAACACAAAUUCUUCUCCGGAAACAGCCAGAAACCUGAUACAGCUGCAUCGACGGUCUCUGUGGUCAAACCAACGUUCCUCGCAUCUAGGACCGGAUCAUCUGUCCUGCGCGCAACAUGGCUAGGUCAUGCCUGUUACUUUGUGGAGUUUCCCACGGGCUUGCGAGUUCUGUUUGAUCCUGUGUUUGAAGAGCGCUGUUCGCCGUUCUCCUGGAUCGGUCAUCGGCGGUUUACGGAGAGGCCUUGCGAUGUUUCUGAUAUUCCUAUCAUUGAUUGUGUGAUCAUCAGCCACUCUCACUACGACCAUCUUUCGUACCCUACCGUUAUGGAUAUACACAAACAUCACCCCUCGGCCCAGUUCUUUGUCCCAAAGGGUCUCAAGAAAUGGUUCACAGACUGUGGUAUCCAGAACGCUGUCGAGCUAGACUGGUGGGAGGAUAUCACUCUCACCCUCACUCCACACAAAUCAACUGCCGAACAAUCCUCCCCUGAUGCCUCGGCCCCUCACCCCUCAGACAGCAAUGAAAUCACAGCAACAAUAUCCUGCCUCCCAACCCAACACACCUCCGCCCGCACCCCCUUCAACAAAGCCACCACCCUCUGGGCCUCCUGGUCCAUCACCUCCGGCACCAAAUCCAUCUACUUCGCCGGCGACACCGGCUACCGCACCGUGCCCUACCUCCCCCCCGAACUCGACGACUGGGGUCGCGAAUUCGCGCAUCUGCCCGUCUGUCCUGCUUUCAAGGAAAUUGGCGAAUUUCGCGGACCGUUUGAUCUCGGACUUAUUCCGAUCGGAGCGUACAAGCCACGACAUGUGUUGAGUACGGUGCAUUCGAAUCCGUUUGAUGCGGUGGAGAUUUUCAAGGAUACGAGGUGUCGGAGGGCGAUGGGGAUUCAUUGGGGGACGUGGGCGGUGGCGGAGGAGGAUGUGAUGGAGCCGCCGGGGUUGUUGAGGAGGGCGUUGAAGAGGAGUGGGGUUGAUGAGAGGGGGGUGUUUGAUGUUUGUGAUGUUGGGGUGAGUAGGGAGUUUUAGGGUGAUUACAUGAGGUAUUGGGUGUGACUUUAUGUAUGGGAAUACUGGCGUAAAUGCCAGACAGUGUCAGACUGCAUAUUCUGGGUGGUAUAUUAGC